Messenger RNA from Pseudopipra pipra, 3253 nucleotides. RefSeq names its product ETS transcription factor ERG (gene ERG). Gene Ontology annotation, molecular function: protein binding; DNA-binding transcription factor activity, RNA polymerase II-specific; sequence-specific DNA binding. Gene Ontology annotation, biological process: cell differentiation; regulation of transcription by RNA polymerase II. Gene Ontology annotation, cellular component: nucleus. Lineage: Eukaryota; Metazoa; Chordata; Aves; Passeriformes; Pipridae. The record is from RefSeq and is a predicted model, not a curated record. The coding region runs from base 254 to 1714 and encodes 486 amino acids. The transcript has 11 exons.
AGCCCGGGGCCAGCGCGAUGGGCUGAGCCCGUCCCGACUGAAGUGACUCACCGCAGUCAGCAACGCCGCCGUCCCCUCGCCCGCUCCCUCACUCCCUCCCUCGCUCCCGCCGCCGGCGGCCGCUGCCUUCCCCCAUCCCGACCCGUCCCGUCCCGUCCCGUUCCCCUUCCCCAGGAGCCCGGACUCGCCCCCAGCCCCCGCCCGCUGCCUUGGGAUCUGAGCUCCUGGUAACCACGUUGGCCUGUUAAAGGACAUGAUUCAGACUGUCCCAGAUCCAGCAGCUCACAUCAAGGAAGCGUUAUCAGUGGUGAGCGAAGACCAGUCCCUGUUCGAGUGUGCCUACGGAUCACCCCACCUCGCCAAGACAGAGAUGACGGCCUCCUCCUCCAGUGAAUAUGGGCAGACCUCAAAGAUGAGCCCACGUGUCCCCCAGCAGGACUGGUUGUCACAGCCCCCGGCCAGAGUCACCAUCAAGAUGGAGUGUAACCCCAACCAGGUUAACGGGUCAAGGAAUUCUCCUGAUGACUGCAGCGUGGCAAAAGGAGGGAAGAUGGUCAGCGGCUCAGACAGUGUUGGGAUGAACUAUGGAAACUACAUGGAAGAGAAGCAUGUUCCACCCCCAAACAUGACCACCAACGAACGAAGAGUCAUCGUGCCAGCAGAUCCCACGUUAUGGAGCACAGACCACGUGCGCCAGUGGCUGGAGUGGGCGGUGAAGGAGUACGGGCUCCCGGACGUGGACAUCUUGUUGUUCCAGAACAUCGAUGGGAAGGAGCUCUGCAAAAUGACCAAAGAUGACUUCCAGAGGCUCACCCCAAGCUACAAUGCAGACAUCCUCCUGUCACACCUACACUACCUCAGAGAGACUCCUCUUCCACAUUUGACUUCAGAUGAUGUUGAUAAGGCCUUACAAAACUCUCCACGGUUAAUGCAUGCUAGAAACACAGGAGGUGCCACUUUUAUUUUUCCAAAUACAUCAGUCUAUCCAGAAGCAACACAAAGAAUUACAACCAGGCCAGAUUUGCCUUAUGAGCAAGCUAGGAGAUCAGCAUGGACGAGUCACACCCACCCCAGUCCUCAGUCAAAAGCUACUCAGCCAUCAUCCUCAACAGUUCCCAAAACAGAAGACCAACGUCCUCAGUUAGAUCCUUAUCAGAUACUUGGACCGACCAGCAGCCGACUUGCAAAUCCAGGGAGCGGGCAGAUCCAGCUAUGGCAGUUCUUGCUGGAGCUCCUCUCGGACAGCUCCAACUCCAACUGCAUCACCUGGGAGGGCACCAACGGGGAGUUCAAGAUGACGGACCCCGACGAGGUCGCCCGGCGCUGGGGCGAGCGGAAGAGCAAACCCAACAUGAACUAUGACAAACUCAGCCGCGCCCUCCGCUACUACUACGACAAAAACAUCAUGACCAAGGUCCAUGGCAAGCGCUACGCCUACAAAUUCGACUUCCACGGCAUCGCCCAGGCCCUCCAGCCUCACCCCCCGGAGUCCUCCAUGUACAAAUACCCGUCAGACCUCCCCUACAUGAGCUCCUACCACGCGCACCCUCAGAAGAUGAACUUUGUAGCUCCCCACCCCCCUGCUUUGCCCGUGACAUCGUCGAGCUUUUUCGCCGCCCCGACUCCCUACUGGAAUUCGCCAACUGGAGGGAUCUACCCCAACACCAGGCUGCCAGCUGCUCAUAUGCCUUCUCAUCUUGGCACCUACUACUAAGCGUGGGGUGGGGUGGGGGAAAAGAAACGCCAGAAAAAGCAAAGACACUUCUCGCUGGGAUGAAGGAAUCGCAGCGAACUCUGUGGGAGUACACGAAUUCAAAGUGCCUAAAGAGACAAGGGAAGGUUUGGCUGGGAAAAAAACCAUUUUAAAAAUAGAUGUCAAAAAGACUCUUUGUAGUAGGGAUUUAAAGGAAAUAUCCAAGAAGUAUUAAGAUACUAAAAUGUAAUGUAUAUGGGCAUCGACUCUGUGGACCAAACAACAAUAGACUAUUGUAGGUGAAAGCAUGAAAUGAUAAGGAAAACCUACGGAAGCUGGUGGUCUUAAAAAGUUGAUAAGCUUAUGUGUAAAGUUUGAUACCUUGCUAGUGCAAAACUGGGACUAUACUACAGCAAUAUAAGGAUAAGUCUAUAGUGACCUAACAUACAGUAUAUGGAUCAUUAAAAAAGAGGAGGGAAAAGGGAAAAAAAAAAAAAAAGGAAAAAAACCACACCUGUCUGUAUUUAAAAAAUAGAAACAUAUCAACAGAAGAGACUGGUUAAUGUGGAAGCUGAUUUGGAAAAUAACAGCAUUGUUUUACUCAAAAGCAAAUGAGUUCCAUUCAUUGGAGGGAAUCAGCUACUCAAACUGUGAAGACAACCCAAACUUUCAGAUUCCUUGACAGUAUUGCAGGAACCCUGAGCCAAACAUUGGAAAUGAGAAUGUGCUGAAGGGCGAGUGUAUGAUUGUAGAUCAGAGGCCUGUACCUGACAGAGGAAGCAGGAAGGAGAAGGGGAGGGAUGAAGGUGGUGAGAAUGGGAGAAAAGAAACUUCUUCACCAGCAGAGACUGAAAAGACUGAAAAACUCAGUAGCAUUGGGGACUGUGAAGAAACACUUGUUUGGACUUGUGAAACGUAUUGCUCAGUAUUAUACCAUUCCCAGUAUUUCAGGUGGAACAGACUUGAUUUCCUAGUAACAAAAAAAAAAAAGGCAGGAAAAGGGAAAAGCAGAAGAAUUCAGAAAUCAGAACACACAUCUCUCUCUCUUUUUUUUUUUUUUUUUUGGUAAAAAAAAAAGAAGCAAAACUGGAAUUGUGUCUGAUAUUUAAAAGUCACCGGUUAGAACCUCAUCACUGCUAAGGGAGCUUUGUUUUCUAGUGGUUAAAGCAAGAGACAACCAAGAUCAGAAAUCACCUAAGUAUUUUUGUGAGGCGGGCGCCAGUUUUUCUUAUCGAGUCGCGAACGCUGUGCGUUUGUCAGAGUGAAGUAUACAAGUCAAUGUUAUUUUUUUUUCCUUUUUAUAUAAUUAUUAUAUAACUUAUGCAUUUAUACACUACGAGUUGAUCUCGGCCAACCAAAGACACACACACACACACACACACACAUAAACACACACACAAAAAAACCAAAAAAAGGGACAAUCGAAUAAAAACCAAACUAUCGUGGCCUUGAAUUUUAACUCUGUAUGCUUUAAUGUUUACAUUAUGAACAUUAUUAGUACUUAGAAUGCAGAAUGUAUGUAAUAAAAUAAGCUUGGCCUAGCAUGGCAAUUCAGAUUGA